Messenger RNA from Zingiber officinale, 1613 nucleotides. RefSeq names its product IAA-amino acid hydrolase ILR1-like 1. NCBI's taxonomy places the organism in Eukaryota, Viridiplantae, Streptophyta, Magnoliopsida, Zingiberales, Zingiberaceae. The transcript has 5 exons. Gene Ontology annotation, biological process: auxin metabolic process. Gene Ontology annotation, molecular function: IAA-Ala conjugate hydrolase activity. Gene Ontology annotation, cellular component: endoplasmic reticulum. The record is from RefSeq and is a predicted model, not a curated record. The coding region runs from base 30 to 1379 and encodes 449 amino acids.
UUAAUAAAACCCCUAAAAGCUGCACGGGAAUGGAAGAGCUCGGAAGAGAAGGGAGUGGCUCGGCGAUGGUUUUUGCGAAAUUGAUUGCUUUGGUGGCGCUUUUCGAUCUGGUGAGGUCGGCGAGCGUAGCGGGGUCGAAGCUUGACGAUGCGGCGGGAUUCCUGGAGAGGGCCAAGGAGGCGGAGUUCUUCGAUUGGAUGGUGAGUGUCAGGAGGCGGAUUCACGAGAACCCCGAGCUCGGGUACGAGGAGUUCGCCACCAGCGAGCUCAUCCGGAACGAGCUUGAUGCUUUGGGGGUGACUUAUCGGUAUCCGAUCGCGGUCACCGGGGUCGUGGGAUACAUCGGCACCGGGAAGGCUCCUUUUGUUGCGCUCAGAGCUGAUAUGGACGCCCUGUCGUUGCAGGAGGCGGUGGAAUGGGAACACAAGAGUAAGGUUCCUGGCAAGAUGCAUGCUUGUGGCCAUGACGCACAUGUUGCCAUGUUGCUUGGUGCUGCUAAGAUCCUUCAAGAGCAUCGUGAAAAUUUGCAGGGAACUGUUGUGCUCAUUUUUCAACCUGCGGAAGAAGGAGGUGGUGGGGCAAAGAAAAUGAUAGAAGCUGGAGUUGUUAAAGAUGUUGAUGCUAUUUUUGGGUUUCACGUAGCUCCCGACAUACCUUCUGGUACUGUAGAAUCAAGGUCGGGUCCAAUAAUGGCAGGGAGUGGGUUCUUUGAAGCAGUUAUAGGUGGAAAGGGAGGUCAUGCUGCCAUCCCUCAACACACAAUUGAUCCAAUUUUGGCAGCAUCAAAUGUAAUUGUGAGUUUGCAACAUCUUGUUUCUCGUGAAGCUGAUCCAUUGGAUUCACAGGUAGUAACAGUUGCAAAAUUUCAAGGAGGUGGUGCAUUCAAUGUCAUUCCUGAUUCAGUUUCCAUUGGCGGCACCUUCCGUGCUUUUUCCAAAGAAAGCUUUUUCCAACUCAAACAACGAAUCAAAGAGGUUAUCAUUGCGCAAGCAUCAGUUCAAAGGUGCAUCGCAACUGUUGAUUUUCUCGACAAAGGUUAUCCUUUCUUCCCUGUUACAGUAAACAGCAAGGCUCUUCAUGGCCAUUUUCAGAAGGUGGCUGAACGUAUGCUUGGGGCCAACAACGUAAGAGACAAGAAACCUGUGAUGGGAUCAGAAGACUUUUCGUUUUUCAGCGAGGUUGUCCCUGCUUACUAUUAUUUCGUUGGGACAAUGAACAAAUCAGAGGGACCCGUUUACCCUCCGCAUUCCCCAUUCUUCACUAUCAAUGAAGAGGCACUCCCAUACGGCGCGGCGCUUCAUGCCUCACUGGCAAUGAGCUACCUCUCCAAGGAUCAUACCACUUCACCAUUGACGGCAGAGGUUCAUGACGAGCUCUAAGUUCUUCUCGACUGUGCCUACUGUCUUUCACUUAAAAUGAAGCCCGGUAUGCAGGUUUGUCGUGUCUAGCGAAGAUCAUGUUCUAUGCUUAAGCUUCAUACCAGGCAAAUUCUUGAUCGUACAACUGAAUAUUCUGUAUUUUUUUUCAUAUCAAAUGUUGGAACCUCCAUGUAAUAUAUGAAUCUACAAAUCCAAGGUAGCCAAACAUAUAUUAAGGAAUGAAUUAUUAUGCCA